This is a messenger RNA of Arabis nemorensis, 783 nucleotides long. NCBI's taxonomy places the organism in Eukaryota, Viridiplantae, Streptophyta, Magnoliopsida, Brassicales, Brassicaceae. The record is from the annotation of a GenBank genome assembly.
AUGUCUGUGCUCGGUCUCGCCCUUCCGGUGACUUUCACCGACCACCUCCCGGUGAACUCCCGAUCACGACACAGACCGGUGGUUCAAUGCUCGAACGAACGCCAGAUACUGUUCAACCGCAUUGCUCCAGUUUACGAUAAUUUGAAUAAUCUCUUAAGCUUGGGUCAGCAUCGGAUUUGGAAGAAAAUGGCUGUCUCAUGGAGCGCAGCGAAAACUGGAGAUUAUGUGCUUGAUUUGUGUUGUGGAAGUGGAGAUUUAGCCUUUCUCUUGUCUGAGAAAGUUGGUUCGAACGGAAAGGUGAUGGGUCUGGAUUUCUCCUCUGAGCAACUAGCUGUUGCAUCAUCGCGACAGAAUCUUCGAGCGAGGUCUUGUUACAAGUGUAUAGAGUGGAUUGAAGGUGAUGCUCUCGAUUUGCCUUUUGAUGACUGUAAAUUCGAUGCUAUUACAAUGGGUUAUGGUCUUAGAAACGUUACCGAUAGAGACAGGGCAAUGAGGGAGAUGUAUCGGGUUCUGAAACCAGGUUCGAAAGUAUCCAUACUUGACUUUAAUAAGAGCAACCAACCCAUUGCUACGUUUAUGCAGAAUUGGAUGAUCGACAAUGUAGUUGUCCCGGUGGCUAGCUUUUAUAGUCUUGCAAAGGAGUAUGAAUAUCUGAAGUAUUCUAUCAAUGGGUACCUAACGGGACAAGAGCUAGAGACUCUUGCUCUAGAAGCUGGCUUCUCAAGUGCCCGCCAUUAUGAGAUAAGCGGUGGUUUCAUGGGGAAUUUGGUUGCUGUGAGGUAA